CACGACUGAGGGCCGAAGCAACAUCUCAUUUCCUUUGCUAUCUUCAGCUCCCAGCACGAACCUGAAAUAGAAUCUUUAUACAAUAAAUAUUAAAUGAGUGAAUAAUUGCUUAACAAAUUAGAGAACAGACGGAUGAAGAGAGGUAGUUAGGAGCCAAGUUUUGCAACCAGACUGGCCUGGCUGUGCCAAUGAACCAUUCUCCAUUGGUGCCUCACACUAAGCUCACUUUAAGAAGGUCGAUGCGAAAGCGGCUCCGCAGAGGGAGGCAAAGCGGAAAGGACGCGGCCGGAAGCGGAAGGGCGGCAAGGAGUUAGCGGCGUCUCAGUUGCCAUGGAGACGGGAAGAGCCAGAGACGGACUGUCUGCAGAGUCCGGGUCCUACGCAUUCCGGGGUGCGACGUGGACGCCAACCUCGCAUCUGGCCGGGAUCCGCAGCCCCAGCGAGUCCACCUGGCUGUCCUCCUUAACCCACUCCGAGGCCUUUCACUACGGCUUCGGGGGCCGGGCCCGCCGCGUGGGGCCCCUCACGCUCCAGCCGCUCCCCGAGCCGCAGCUGCUGAGUCUGCGCCCCACCUCGCUGCGCAGCCAAGACAUCUCGCACUUGCUCACCGGCCUCUUCCGCAACUUGUACACUAACGAGGUGAUCGGCGAGGACCUGAGCGCGAGCUUGAUCAAGGCCCGCGGCAGCGAGGAUGCGCGCCACGAGGAGUUCGUGGACGAGCUGCAGCGGAUUCGGAAGGUCUAUAAGCAGCGACUGGAUGAAAUUGAAAUGUUGGAGAGACAUAUCAUUCAGGCCCGUGCACGAGCGCUUGCAGAGAAAGAACGGAUCAUGCAACUGGCCGAAGUGCAUGUCCUUGAUACCUUCCUCAAGAUGCCUCCAGUGAAGACUAUGUUCAGAUGGUGUGUGGACAGUGAGUUGCUACAGAAACACCAUUUGAUCUGCCCGGACGAUUACUACAGUGACAUGGUGCCAUUUUGCUCUGCACCUAAAGGUGUCUCCGUCCCUGGAUGUUCAAAACUCACAUUCAGUUGUGAGAAGUGUUCCGUCCCCAAGAAGCACCUGACCAAGAAGCUUGAGGCUUCCUGCAAGAAGACGCUCACUAAGUCUCAAGACGAGUUAGACUACACUGUGGACAGCCUGACGGGGGACUUGUGUUCAAAGGCCAAGCGCAAGGCCGUCAAGAAGGCAGGUCCACCCAAGAAUAAAAAGUGGAUGAGCCACUUACACGUGCCCCAGAGAGAACUGGAGCGACUUCUGCUUGCCAGAAUGGAGAGUCGGAACCACUUCCUAAAAAACCCUCGGUUUUUCCCUCCUAACACUCCCUAUGGAGGCAAGUCUCUUCUCUUUCCUCCGAAGAAGCCAGUACUGACAGGAGAUUUUCAGGGUGGAGAUUUGGAGCAGAGUUGUGCUGAUACUCCAGUGUUUCUAGCUAAACCAUCAAUCGGAUUUUUCACAGAUUAUGAAAUUGGGCCAGUUUAUGAGAUGGUGAUCUCCCUGCAGAACAUCACGGCAACCGGCCGCUACCUGCGAGUCCUCCCGCCUUCUACACCACACUUCGCUCUGGGAUUGGGGAUGUUCCCAGGAAAAGGCGGAAUGGUGGCUCCUGGAAUGACCUGCCAGUACAUCGUCCAGUUUUUUCCCGACUGUCUUGGGGAUUUUGAUGAUUUUAUCUUAGUCGAGACCCAGUCAGCCCACACACUCCUAAUCCCCUUGCAGGCCCGGAGGCCGCCCCCAGUGCUGACAUUAUCACCAGUGUUGGACUGCGGUUACUGCCUCAUUGGGGGAAUGAAGGUAACCAGAUUCAUCUGCAAAAACGUGGGCUUCAGCGUUGGCAAGUUCUGCAUUAUGCCUAAGAAGAGCUGGCCGCCACCAAGUUUCAGGGCUGUUGCAACCAUUGGCUUCAUUGAGCAACGUCCUUUUGGAAUCCUGCCUUCGGUGUUUGAGCUGGCUCCGGGGCAGGCCAUAUGUAUGGAGGUCUUGUUCCUCCCGACGAGCCUAGAAAAGGCAGAGCAGACCUUCAUCAUUGUAUGUGACAACUGCCAGAUAAAGGAGCUGGUGACUGUAGGAAUCGGGCAGCUGGUUGCUUUGGAUCUGAUCUAUAUUUCUGGCGAAGAAAGUCAGCCGGAGCCUGGAGAGCUCACAGACUUAACAGCCCAACACUUCAUACGCUUUGAGCCUGAGAACCUUCAGUCCACAGCUAGAAAGCAGCUGAUUAUUAGAAAUGCUACGCACGUGGAGCUGGCCUUCCACUGGCAGAUCAUGAAGCCCAACCUGCAGCCCCUAAUGCCUGGAGAAACCUACAGCCUGGACAGCCUCAAGUACCACCCUGACAGGGAGACGGCCUUCUCCAUCCUGCCUGAAAGGGGCGUUCUCAGCCCCCACACGGACCAUGAGUUCAUCCUGAGCUUUUCUCCUCAUGAGCCCAGGGAUUUUCACAGUGUGCUCCAGAUGGUGCUAGAGGAAGUCCCAGAGCCCAUGAACUUGGAACAGGAAAACCUGAAGGAUUCUUCCUACUCUGUGGAUGACGUGAUUGUCCUGGACAUCGAGGUGAAAGGCUCAGUGGAACCUUUCCAGGUUCUCUUAGAACCGUAUGCCCUCAUCAUCCCUGGGGAGAACUACAUUGGCAUAAACGUGAAGAAAAAUUUUAAGAUGUGGAACAACAGCAAGUCCCGCAUCAGAUACUUGUGGGGGAAGAUCAGUGACUGCCACAUCAUUGAAGUGGAACCCUGCAUGGGGACCAUAGAGCCCAACGAGGUGGAGGAUUUUGAGUUGAGCUUUACCGGGGGUGUUCCUGGCCCAACAAGCCAGGACCUGCUGUGUGAAAUCCAAAACUCACCCUCGCCAGUGGUAUUACACAUUGAGGCGGCCUUUAAGGGGCCCGCCCUUGUCAUCAACGUCUCAGCCCUUCAGUUUGGUUUGCUGCGCCUGGGGCAGAAAGCCACAGACUCCAUCCAGAUCCAGAACGUCAGCCCACUCCCGGCCACGUGGUGCAUGAAGGAGAGCCUGGUCUGCCUCCAAGAGAGGCGUGAGGGCGUGUCUCCCUUUGACAUUGAGCCCUCAAGCGGGCAGAUUCACCCUCUGGGGGAGUGCAGAGUGAACAUCACCUGGGAGGCCAAGCAGUGUCAGCGACUGCAGACCAUCCUGGAGCUGGAGGUGGUAAACGGGGCCUGGAGCUACCUUCCUGUGUAUGCUGAGGUACAGGAGCCCCAUGUGUACCUGCAAAGCAGCCACGUGGAAGUCACGAAUCUCUAUGUGGGUGUGCCCACCAAGGCGACAGUUACACUCAUCAACGGCACACUCCUGCCUACCCGAUUCCACUGGGGCAAGCUGCUGGGGCACCAAGCAAGCGUCUGCACGGCAAAGGUCUCCCCCAGACGUGGCACGCUGGGCCCCAGUGAGGAGUGCCACAUCAGCCUGGAGCUGGCUGCUCACACCCAGGACGAGCUGAGCGAUCUGGCCCUCCCUUGUACCGUGUCAGGCAUGAAGGAGCCACUGGUUCUGGGCAUUUCUGGGAAACCCCAGGGACUGCAAGUGGCUAUUGCCAUCUCUAUGGAGGGCUCUGACAGCAGUGUUCCCAGCACGGAGCUGUGGCCGGGCCGCCUGGAGGAACUCCGCCUUGACUUCGGCUCCAAGGUGCCUCUGAGGACCCGCGUGAGCUGCCCUCUCAUCCUGACCAACCGCACUCCGAUGCAGACACCUUUCACCCUCAAGUUUGAGUACUUCGGGAGUCCCCAGGACAGCCUGAACCAGAAACCCAGCCUCCCCGACAUGCCCCCUGCCCUGCUGAAGACAUCGCGGAUUCGAGAACACUUGGCCAGGCGAGAGCAGCUGAAUUUUAUGGAAAGCAUGCUGUCUCAUGGCAAAGGAGCCGCCUUCUUUCCCCACAUUUCCCAGGGCGUGCUGGGGGCCCGCCAGCAGCUAAGCAUCGACGUCACAGGCUACGCAGACAUGUGGGGCGAGUACUGGGACAACCUCAUCUGCACGGUGGGAGACCUGCCACCAGCAGUCAUCCCGGUGCAUAUGGCAGUGGUGGGCUGCCCCAUCAGCUCCCGGAGGACCACCUAUUAUACCACUGACCCGCUGCAGAAGGAACCUGUCAUCAGGUUCGGCACCCAGGUCUCUGGAGGAGACACGGUCACCCGGGUCCUUCGCUUGAAUAACUCCAGCCCUUGUGACAUCCGCCUGGACUGGGAGACCUACACUCCAGAAGACAGGGAGGACCGACUGGUGGAGCUGCUGGUGUAUUAUGGGCCACCUUUCCCGCUGCGGGACCAAGCUGGGAAUGACCUCUUGUGCCCGGAGACCCCUGAGAGCAGCAGCUCCUUCUGGUCCCCAAGCCCCUUCAGCGCGUCGGACUUCAGCCACGAAGCUGCCCAGGCUGCCAAGGACCGCUGCAGUGUCAGCGACAGGGCCCGGCAGAAGCUCAUCUCCGUCGUUCUGCAGGAGCAUGACGGGGUGCCCGCCGACCACCUGUAUAGCAUCAGCCCCAAGCAGGUGGUGGUUCCUGCACGGGGCAGCAGCACCAUCUCCAUCUCCUUCUCACCUACGGGCCUGGGCACCAGCAUCCCGCACAAGGUGGCGUGCGUUGGCUACGCCCUGGGCUUCAUGAGCUUGGACGAUGAGGUGGAAAGAGAGCUUCCGGGGAGGAGGCGUCGCCUGCAGGACUUCGCCGCGGGACCCCUGCGACUGGACCUGUGCAGCUACGUGCGGCCCGCACAGCUCAGCGUGGAGGAGCUGGACUACGGUGGUGGCGUGGAGUUCCGGCACCAGGCCAGCGACCUCAUCCCGGAGUGGCCCUGUACUGGGGUGCUGAGUGAGCUGCUGACCACCCACCACCUGAAGCUGAGCAACACCACCGAAAUCCCACAGUACUUCCGGCUCCUGGUCUCCAGGCCCUUCUCUGUUUCUCAAGAAGGGGCCAGCUGCAGCCGCCGAGCUCCUGGCCAAGAACGGGGGCGUGAGGAAGAGCAGGCCACCGGCGGCAAGCAGCUGGUGCUCCACCCUCAGGAGAACAUGCUGGUGAACGUGUCCUUCUCGCUGUCCCUGGAGCUGCUCUCCUAUCAGAGGCUCCCGGCUGACCAGAUGCUGCCCGGAGUGGACAUCCGGCAGCGCGCCAGUGGGGAGAAAGAGAUGGUGUUUACUCAGAACCUGCUCCUGGAGUACGCCAACCAGACCACUCAGGUUUCCACACUGCUCCCAGUCCUAGAAGCUGAUGGGGCUGUCCCUCCUGAUGUAACCUGCCCUGACCAAGGGUACUAAACCCUGGGAAAAUCUCCAGGCCCGCCUCAGACCCAUGGACUCAGAACUUCAGGGGGUGACUGUGCUCUGGUGAUGCUCUGGUGUGCAGCCAGGGUCAGCAACCUGUGAGCUAGUGCCCAGGCCAGGCUCUGCUGAGAGCCUCUCAGGUGGGUAGCCUCCUAGGCCCAUGCAGCCUAUGUAACCCUUCCCAGGUCUCCUAAUUCCUUACCAGCUAGUUACUACCUAGUUACCACCUCUUCACCCAAUCUACCAGCUGUUCACUAAACACCUGCUCAAUACAAAGCACCACCUGAGGAAUACUGACAUGCCCUAGAGGAUGGCUGACCAACACAAAGAAAAUGAAUCAGCUAGCAGAGACUGAAAUAACAGUGCAGAGAGAGGAGGUAGGGAGAGCACUCCAAGGGGACAGAAUGACCAGCCCAGGGAAGACAGUGGGCAGACAGGCGGGCUGAAAGAGGAAAAGUCAAGAGGCGCCUGGGUGGCUCAGUCGUUAAGCGUCUGCCUUCAGCUCAGGUCAUGAUCCCAGGGUCCUGGGAUCAAGCCCUACAUCGGGGCUCCCUGCUCCGUGGGGAGCCUGCUUCUCCCUCUCCCACUCCCACUACCCCUGCUUGUGUUCCCUCUCUCGCUGUCUCUCUGUUAAAUAAAUAAAUAAAAAUCUUAAAAAAAAAAAAGAGGAAAAGUCAAGGCAAAUGAAUAGCUGGGAGAUAAGGCUGGAUGGUAAGUCCGGAGUCAGAUAGAGGGAAUCCUUGAACUCCACGCUAAGCAGUCCAAACCUAUCCUAGGCCCUAGAGGUUUUGUCAAUUUUCCUGUUCCUUCACUGGCUAAGGUUCCUAUUAUUUCUUUUCCAGGUAGUAGGGAGUGCAAAUUUAAGUGGUUCUUAAAUCUACACAUGACAAUAAUUUAAGCACUCCUCCCUUGUCUUGGGACAGCAAGUGGUGAGGGGCAAGUUUCCCAGGGCCCCUCCUGCGCUACCCCUCACCCCAGGGUUCUGCCACAUCGCCAAGUCUCAGCUGAUGUGCUAUGCCUUGAAAGUCUCAGCUUGCUCAACUAGCUUUAAAAAGCUCAAAGUCACUCUUCAGUAUGCCUUUCUGGUUACCUGGCAAAAAAAGGACAGAGUCCACACUUACAAAGACAAAACAACAAGCUGACUUUAGCUAAAUCAUCAGGCCACAGAGAGCUUUUGCUCUAGUCUCAAAAGUCCUGUUGGUCCUGGUUCAGCGUCGAUAAUGCAACCUUCCUUCAAAGUAGGGCAAGGGCACCUGGCUGGCUCAAUUGGUAGAGCAUGCAACUCUUGAUCUUGGGGUCCUGAGUUCAAGCCCCACACUGGGCAUAGAGGUGAAAGAAAAGAAAAGAGAAAAGAGAAAGAAAAAGAAAAAGAAAAAAAAAGAAAAGAAAAGAAAAGAAAAAAAAGACAAUGCCAAAGUAGGGGAAAGGUAGUGUCCACAAAAGCAGGGUGCCAAGGACCCUGGCUGCAUCCAGGUCUGGCGUCCAACCUGAUCCUCUUCCACUCAUAAGCCGAGUUCCCUGGUGCCUGAGGUCUGCUCGAGUCAAACCGGCCAACACACAGCUAG
Messenger RNA from Zalophus californianus (California sea lion), 6830 nucleotides. It is a transcript of the gene DLEC1, whose product is annotated as DLEC1 cilia and flagella associated protein. The transcript has 35 exons. The record is from RefSeq and is a predicted model, not a curated record. The coding region runs from base 331 to 5259 and encodes 1642 amino acids. Gene Ontology annotation, biological process: negative regulation of cell population proliferation. NCBI's taxonomy places the organism in Eukaryota, Metazoa, Chordata, Mammalia, Carnivora, Otariidae.